Messenger RNA from Radiomyces spectabilis, 1467 nucleotides. RefSeq lists its product as uncharacterized. The transcript is spliced from 7 exons. The record is from RefSeq and is a predicted model, not a curated record. Gene Ontology annotation, molecular function: molybdate ion transmembrane transporter activity. Lineage: Eukaryota; Fungi; Mucoromycota; Mucoromycetes; Mucorales; Radiomycetaceae. The coding region runs from base 77 to 1405 and encodes 442 amino acids. Gene Ontology annotation, biological process: molybdate ion transport.
GUCGCCAUUGCUGACAGUUUCCUUGUUUUCCUAGUUGUCGGGUAGCUUGGGGGAUCUCGGUACAUUACUGCCUGUUAUGAUCUCAUUAGCAGUGUCGGGUCAGAUCAACCUGACCAGUACGCUAUGGUUUACGGGUCUGUGGAAUAUAUUGUCAGGCAUAAUGUUCCAAGUGCCAGUUUGUGUACAACCCAUGAAAGCCAUUGCAGCGGUCGUACUAUCCAGUAACAUGUCGAUUGAAGAAAAUAUGUCGGCCGGCUUGAGCGUGGGCAUGUUCAUUUUCUUUCUCGGUGCGACUCGUACCAUUCACAUUGUUGGAAAUUAUACCCCGGUUCCCGUUGUCCGUGGUCUUCAACUGGGCACUGGUAUUCAGCUGAUUCGAAAGGCGCAAGGUCUCGUUGCCAAUUUACAGUGGAAAAUUGUGGCCGAGAAUUGGGCGGAUAACUACACUUGGGUUCUUUUGUCGUUUAUUUUUGUCUUUUCCUGUUAUCGUACUCGGAUACCGACGGCUUUGAUUCUGUUUUUAAUUGGAUUGCUAUUUGCGCUCAUUCGCAUGUUUGUGACAGACACGGAGUUGAACUUGCCUCAUCCGGUAGCUGCUGGUCACUAUCCGGAUACCAUCGUUCGUCCUACCCCGAUCGAUUUCGGAAACGGUUUUGUCAACGCUGGCCUGGGUCAAAUCCCUUUGACCACUUUAAACUCCGUCAUUGCCCUCUGUGCCCUCAUUGAUGAUCUUUUUCCCGACAAACAUGCAAGUCCUGCCACCGUUUCCAUGAGUAUAGGCAUCAUGAAUUUGAUUGGCUGCUGGUUUGGCGCUAUGCCUGUCUGUCACGGUGCGGGCGGUUUGGCGGGCCAAUACCGAUUCGGGGCACGCACCGAGGUAUCAGUCAUUGUUUUGGGAGCCUUUAAGCUAUUUUUUGGUAUUCUUUUCGGAAGUUCCUUGGUAGGCUUGCUUCAGGUAUUUCCAAAGUCCAUUUUAGCCGUCAUGCUCUUUGUCUCGGGUGUAGAGUUGGCUUGUGCGGUUCGUGUGAUCAACCGAGAUGAAUACGAUGAAGAAAGGAAAAGAGAAAACUGGACAAUUAUGCUUGUUACGAUGGGGGCACUGGUAGGCUUUUCAAACGACGGGAUCGGGUUUUUGACAGGUCUGGUUGCAGCUGUGCUGUUAUCUGUACAACGCCUGGGCGUGCGUUUGUGGUUCCAACAUACAUGGACCGGCUUUCGGGAAUUGCCGCAACGAUGGAAAGAUCAGAAGUUUGAUGAUAAAGGUCGAGCUUUACCCACAUCGUCGCAGUUGACGCAGAGCCCAUCGACGAAUGAACCUUUAGAAAACCAAGAGAUCCUCGUCUUCAAGUCGGACUCUGACGAUUCGACCAAGAAUCUUCGACAAGAAGAACGUCCACUUUCCUAGUAAACUUAUUCGGUUUUUUCUUGUUCUUUUGUCGGACUGCUCCAUUGCCAGUCAUCUACAGG